Molecule: messenger RNA, 828 nt
Organism: Varanus komodoensis (Komodo dragon)
Lineage: Eukaryota; Metazoa; Chordata; Lepidosauria; Squamata; Varanidae
Gene: CUNH13orf42
Product: chromosome unknown C13orf42 homolog
Exons: 3
Coding region: 19-828 (269 amino acids)
Source: RefSeq, a predicted model, not a curated record
UGAAGAAGGAGUUGCAUUAUGUUCAGAAAGAUACACUCAAUAUUUCAUCCCAGCUCGCCCAGGAGAAGCCUGUCCAAUGGGAUCCCUACUUACAAUGGCUCUGCGGUCCGGUUGAUCCGGAGCACCUCGAUGUAUGUUCUGGGAGGUGAGGAGCAUAACUUCAGUGAGCCUUUAAAAAAAAGCAAAAGUACCACCAGCCUAGAUUCAACUGCCUGCUUCCAGCUGAAGGAGGAUGAAAAAGCAUGGAUGUAUGCAAAGACCCAAGACUGUUUGCAGUACUUACAGGAUUUGUUAGCUUUGCGGAAAAAAUAUCUGGCGGGCAUAAAAGAUUUGAAAUCCAUAAACAGAGCACCUGAAAUUUCUCCUGUGUCUACAAAAACUUCCAAGACAAGAAAAAAGCCACCAGCCCCAUCACCUUCUCUGCAGUCUUCCAAGACCUCAACCGAGAGGAAAGUCUCACAGCUCAAUUCAGAUGUUAUCGAGGCAAUAGCUUAUUUUGACUCAAUUAUCGCAGAGCUGGAUGCAGAAAGGCAUCGGAAGAUAGUUGUGAGGGAUCAUUGGCAUGCAGAUGUCGAUUUUGAGGUUGUUACUAGCUCAAGAGAACACAGCUUACAUUCCAACUGGAUUCUUCGUGCCCCUCGGAGACAUUCCAAAGAUGCUGUCCAAGGAGCUAAGACAACAUGCCAAUUGGAAGGAAACAGCCAGGGAAGAACCAUCAGCUCUAGAAAGAAGCUGCAAAGAUAUCCAAUGUAUCUACCAAAAGCUGUGGAGGGAGCCUUCAAUACUUUGAAAUUUAAACCCAAAAUAUGCCCAAAAGGACAGCUGUGA